AUCGCUAAUGGUACCUAACACACGGCUUAGGUAGAUUAACAUCCGUUUACUGGAUCUUUGUGAGCCCCUUUGUGGCCUUGCUCGACUCUUGCACUAGGCUUGGACACCCCAUUCCGCCAAGCGCUUUCCAGGAAUGGCAACACAACUUAACAUGAGGCGUUGCAGCGCUGGUGCGCGUCAGUCGCGAAGGGAUGCUGUGCCGUUCACGCCCUACCGCCAGUUCUCUGCGUCGCGGCCUGGCGCUACGCCCUAUGCUCAGGCUAUCUUCGCCUUGCGCCUUCAAGAGCAGAGGUUACAGCGUACCGCAACUUGCACCGCCGCUGCUCAGGCGACAGAGACUGUGGCCGCUCCAGUUGAAGCUCCCGCAUCCGAUGCCACCGCGGAUCCAACGACCAUGGACAUCCGGGUGGGUAAAAUCGUCAAGUGCGAGCAGCAUCCAGACGCCGACAGUUUGUACGUGGAGCAGAUCGAUGUGGGCGAGCCAGAGCCGCGAACCAUCGUGUCAGGCCUCGUCAAGUUCGUUCCGCUGGACGCCAUGCAGGAUCGCAAGGUGAUCGUGCUGUGCAACCUCAAGCCGCGCAACAUGCGCGGGAUCAAGUCGAACGGAAUGGUGCUGUGCGCCUCCAACGCGGCUCACGAUGCGGUGGAGCCGCUGAUGCCGCCGGCGGAGGCGCCUGUGGGGGAGCGGGUGUACUUCGGGGAGGGAGGCAAGGAGCAGCCUGCCCCUGCGGAGCCCAACCGCGUGCAGAAGAAGAAGCUGUGGGAGGCGGUGCAGCCGCUGCUGCGGACGGACGAGCAAGCCACCGCAUGCUUCCGGGAUGCGGUGAUGCUCACGAGUGCGGGACCUGUGCGGGCGGCCAGCCUCACGCAAGCCAACAUCGCGUGAUGAGAGGAAUGUGGGUUUAACGGCGUUUAAGGGUAUAGGGUAUAGCAGCAAUUAAGCCGAGUAAAGAUUUAGGACAAAACAGAUGCUAAGUUGCGAUGCAGGUGGUGGCAAAUGGUUGUAUUUGUGUUUGUUGUGGUGGUAAGUUUUGAGGGGAGCGAGAAGGAGGAGAGU
Messenger RNA from Astrephomene gubernaculifera, 1057 nucleotides. The record is from the annotation of a GenBank genome assembly. Lineage: Eukaryota; Viridiplantae; Chlorophyta; Chlorophyceae; Chlamydomonadales; Astrephomenaceae.